This is a messenger RNA of Lycium ferocissimum, 1644 nucleotides long. Its product is annotated as probable carboxylesterase 9. Gene Ontology annotation, molecular function: hydrolase activity. The transcript is spliced from 2 exons. The record is from RefSeq and is a predicted model, not a curated record. NCBI's taxonomy places the organism in Eukaryota, Viridiplantae, Streptophyta, Magnoliopsida, Solanales, Solanaceae. The coding region runs from base 379 to 1341 and encodes 320 amino acids.
CUCUUCCUAGAAAGAAGAUUUUCCAAUGAAGUCAAUUUUCGACAUAUAUGUUCAUAAUAAAAGGAUAACCCAAAAAAAAAAAAAAAAAAUCUCUACCGAAUCACUAGGAACAUCCAAAAGAAUUGGUCAAUGUAAAACUAAGAUGCAUGUAUUCACAACCAAAAUCCAUUUUUCGUGUUACAAGCACAAAAUUGUCCGAACUUUAGGGCCGGACAUAUAUUUGUCACAACGCCGUUAUGACAUAGCAAAAAUAUACAACUUUCCAUAGUUGAAAUUACCUUGUUAAUAUUCUUGGUUACAUACAAACAACUCACAAUUCAUAACUCUUCCCUUUACCUAAAUAUUCCCAAUUAAGCUUUUGAUCUUAAUUUCAUAAGCAUGUCAAAAUUUGAUCCUUACGACCAUCUCAGUGUGGUGCUCAACAAAGAUGGAAGUUUAACUCGUCUCCUUGCUUUUCCUACAACCCAAGCUACUGGUGAUCAAGAACAUCUCCCUGGCCAAGCUGUUGUUAGCAAAGAUAUAUCUUUAAAUGCAGACAAGAAAACUUGGAUCAGACUUUAUCGUCCAAGUAAAUUGCCCUCCAAUGACAAAUCUAUCGCAAAACUUCCCAUCAUAGUUUACUUCCAUGCAGGAGGAUGGAUUCAUUUCAGCAUAGCAAAUACCAUGAUCCAUGAAGGUUGCAACCAUCUUUCUAGUGAAGUUCCUGCCAUAGUUGUCGCCGUGGAAUAUCGUCUUGCACCGGAAAACAAGCUUCCUGCACAGUACUAUGACGCGAUCGAUGCCAUUCUUUGGAUCAAGAACCAAGCACUGGAUAGUGUUAAUGGUGAAAAAUGGCUAAGGGAAUAUGGAGAUUUCUCUAGGUGUUACCUCUAUGGAGUGAGUUGUGGUGGGAACAUUGCUUUCAAUUCAGCACUUAAACUUCUGGAUCGACAAAUAGAGCCGUUACGUAUCAAUGGGAUCAUAAUGAACCAACCCCUUUUUGGUGGAAAAACGAGGACAAAAUCUGAAAUGAGGCUAGCCACAGAUACAUUUUUUCCCUUGCCAGUAAUCGAUGUGUUAUGGGAUUUGGCAUUGCCACAAGGGACUGAUAGGGAUCAUAGGUUUUGUAAUCCAAUGGUGGAUGGGCCAUAUAGGGAUAAGCUCAAGAACCUUGGGAGGUGUUUGGUGAUUGGAUUUGGUGGGGACCCUUUGGUUGAUAGGCAACAAGAUUUUGUGCAAAUGUUAGUGAAGGAAGGGAUUAUGGUGGAAGCUAGGUUUGAUGAUGUUGGAUUCCAUGGAAUUGACGUGGUUGAUAGUCGAAGAGCUGCUGCUAUUACUAAUUUUAUUAAGGAGUUCAUUUGAUGAUCUUUUAAUUUGGUGUACGUGGGCAUAUGUGCACUAAGCUCAUGAUAUGUGCGGGGUCUAAAAAAAUCCGACCACAUUAGCCUAUUGUAUGGUGCUUUCUUUGAUAAGUAGUAUAUGUAGUAAUGUUAAAUUAGGAAGUGAUAUUACUAGCAGUUACACGAUUGAUCUUGAUCUUAUUUAUUUCUGCUUCUCUGUUGAAUAAUUCUAGGAGGUUUUUGACUUUAUAUUCAUCUUUAAUUUGAACUUAUUUAAUUUGUGCAAAUGCAUUCUUUUGAAGUUUGAGAGAAUUUUUGUUCAUUG